This is a messenger RNA of Aspergillus mulundensis, 1218 nucleotides long. RefSeq lists its product as uncharacterized. The record is from RefSeq and is a predicted model, not a curated record. The transcript is spliced from 2 exons. Bases 1 to 1218 code for a protein of 405 amino acids. NCBI's taxonomy places the organism in Eukaryota, Fungi, Ascomycota, Eurotiomycetes, Eurotiales, Aspergillaceae.
AUGGUGUCGUACAAAUAUGCCUGUCCAGAUGCGACAGCUACGUUAAGGAAUACAGCUAGCACUAGCUCCACCGGUAGCGAUAGCUCAGACCGAACCAAAAGCACAGCCCCAACAAUCUACAGUGAACCCCUGUCGAAACGGCAGGAGGAAACGGAAGAAAUGGGCUAUGAUGACGAAGACUUAGAGCUCUUGGGCUCUGCAUCAUCUGCAUCAACCCUGGGGUCAACUAGUGGGGAGGAAGACGACGUCGAUGAACCCCCUCUAUUCUCGGUCACGGACCGGAACAGGCCUGAUAACUUUACAAUACAUGCAAUGCCCUCGAGCUCCUCAACAUUCUCCAAGUUAUUCCCGUCCUGCCGGAGGCUUCUGAUUCGGCAUGAUGAUUCGACACUCGAUGGGAACAUGAACCUCCGCGUUGAUACGAUGGUUCCUCAUCGCUCCGGCCAUGAACAGGGUGUAGUUCUAUUCCACUUGAGAAUGUACGAUCUGUUUACCAGGCGGUUUUCCCUCAGGAGAUAUUCUCGAGUGUCAGGGCGCGAGAUUUGCAAUUCGAGACGAGCCGUAUCAACCUCUGAAAAGGCGCCAACGCACCAGCGCUCAUGGAGCAGUGUGCUUGCGAGCCUGCGGCCAGGAUCGGGUGGACAUAGGACCCUUCAAGGCACGAAUCACAAACGACGGGGGUCUGAGCAAGGUGAAUUCUUUGAUGAUGGUGUUAUCCUCAAGAGCAAUACCCAUCGACGGGCCGAACUUGGCGAUACGAUCCUUCUUGAAUUUUCCAACUACGCGCAUGUAGAACUGAAACGGAGGGGGCCUGCUGUUAUGACUCAGAGAUACGGGUUUGAAUAUUGGGGUACGAAAUACCAAUGGCGCCGAGAAUCCCACAGUGAUCUCCGUGAAGUGUCUUAUCAUCUGAUCAACCUGCGGACGUCCAAAAAAGUGGCCCACCUAUUGCAGGAGGUCUUGACACCUACGGAGGCAAAUGAAGAGGAAAACAAGGGUGGCUGGAUCCCCCCGUCCUCAAUGUGGAUUAGCGAUAUGUCUGCAUUCAGGAACAUGCAUGACGUUGCCGAUGUCAUCGUGGCCACAGGGCUAAUGGUACUGGUUGACGACUGCAUACGCAGGCGAUGGCACCGCAGCGGCCCCUCUGCACUCAUUCAUUCGCGCUCCUUCUUCUCAAGCCAAAAGCGGCUGGUAGAUGGAAUAUUCCAUCGAUCCUAG